AUGUCGAGUGCAAAUAACCAUCCGGGGCUGUCGUUUGGUCUGAGACGGUCGUUCCCGCCGCCGCAACAGCACAACCCGACCAACAAGCCAUCCCCGUCCCUCUCGCAACAUGCAUCUCCGUACCCACCGCACGCCUACCAGCAUCAACACCAGCAACACCCGACCAGCCAAUAUCCUCACCAUCUCUUCACGCCUCCCCCGUCCCAAAUUCCCAACGUCGCCAGUCUCCAGAAUGCCUCCCGACCACCGCCGCCCCAGGCUCCUCCACAGCUUCCCGGGCCGCGGCAGCGGGCUCCCCCACCUCGGCAGAUGCAACAACCAUCUUCGAUCAGCUACCUCCACCAGUCCCUGAACUCUCAACCCAUGGGACAGCAGUCCAUGCCGCCGCAGUCUAUGCCACAGCAGUCCCUGCCUCAGCAGUCAUUGGCGCCUCAGUCGAUGACGCCACAGAACCUGAACCCACAACCGAUGAAUCCACAGCAGCUAAGCCAGCCUUCUAUGGGACAGCAAUCUUUGGGCCAGCAGUCUCUGGGACAGUCAUCUUUGGGACAACAAUCCCUGGGGCAGCAGUCUCUGGGACAACAGCUUCAGCAGCCUCUGAGCCAGCCUCCCAUGGCCCCGUCCAUGACCCAGUCCAUGAGCCAGCAGUCUAUGGGCCAGCAGUCUAUGGCUCAGCAGUCCAUGUCACAGCAGUCCAUCAGCCACUCGGUCCACUCAGUUCAACAUAAUGACGGGUCGAUCCUUUCACAGCAAUCAACGCCUCGUCCCUCGUCGCAGCCUACGCUCCCUCCGGCACAACAGCCAAUGUCACAGGUCCAGCAGGUUCAACAGGUGCAGCAGGUUCAGCAAGUGCAACAAGUUCAGAAAUUGCCACAGGCGCAGCAAGUGCAGCAGGUUCAGUCAGUCUCCCAAGUGCAGCCGGUUCAACAACAGCCGGCUGCUCGCCACAGCGACUCGGCCGAGCCCGUGCAGGAGAACCAUCAGGAAGAGGACGCGGAAGGUGCGAGCCAUGACGAGUCUGCCGAAACGGAGACGGCCCUGGAGCCUAAGUUGAUCGAAAGCUCGCCAUUUGUUCCCCGCCAACCAAUGGGCGGCGUGGGGGUCAGCCAAACUCUGGAGAUUCUGCAGCAGGAGAAUCCUCAUGUGCCUCUCCUUCCUCGUGACAUCUACAAUGCAAGAGCUGCCAUCAACCGCAAUCCUCAGAAGGUCGCCUCGGGGUUGGCGGAGAACCGUCCAGCCAUCUAUAGCAAGCCCCACCCGACAGCCGAGGAGCGCAUCCGAGCCGACCUUCGCCGGGAACUUGCAAACACGCGAGAAGAGCUCGAGAAGGUGAAGAAGGACAGCGAGAAAGAGAUUGAGGAACUCAAGGCGAAGCUCCGGGAGAAGGAUAAAAUGAUUGAAAAGUUUGAGCAGUUUAUCGACAUAUGCAACCAGCGGGUCAUAGUCAGCCUGUCAAACAAGGAAGACAACCGUACGGGAGGCUCUACAGCCUCUUGAGGAGGCGGGGAUUGGAUCCCUGGUAUCGGCGCGGUGGCCUUGGGAAUGCGAUGGUCAGAGAUCGCUAAGUGGUAAUGGGCGUGGUUAUGGCCGCGAGGCUGGGUCUCUUUCUUUUCCAUUGUUUUCCCUCUCUGAGAGAAGCAUGGGCGUUUGGCGGUUUGGUGAAUCAAGGGGCAUAGGGAGCGUUUUGAGGAUGAAACUUAUGAGUGAUUCUGCAUGAGCUUAGCAUCAAGUGGUCGUAUACGCACUAUGGAAUACUUUGUCUACCUCG
Thermothelomyces thermophilus ATCC 42464 is the source of this 1768-nucleotide messenger RNA. RefSeq lists its product as uncharacterized. NCBI's taxonomy places the organism in Eukaryota, Fungi, Ascomycota, Sordariomycetes, Sordariales, Chaetomiaceae. The coding region runs from base 1 to 1497 and encodes 498 amino acids. The record is from RefSeq and is a predicted model, not a curated record. The transcript has 2 exons.